ACUGACAGCCGGUUAACACAAACCCCGCAGGUACCCUGGGUUACUGGAAAUCCAUACCCGAAUAACCUCACACUUCAGCCGAUCGUCUCUCCCACUCAAUGUCUCUCAUCUCCUCCUUUUUACUUCAUCCUCGUCAAUCUCUCCCCCUCUCUCCCUGACUCUCUCGCCCUCCGUCUCUGUAGAUAUCACGUCUCUCUGUAAAUCUUUCUCCCUCCAUCUUUGUCGAUCUCGCUAUCUCUCUGACUCUCUCCCAAUCUCUCUCACCCAUAUAAUUCUUAUGAAUACUGGCAGAGGCGGAUCUUAGAAGAGGCAAGAGGGGGCAACUGACCCCCCUUAAAUAUUUUUUUUUUAAUAUUAUACAUAUUUUUAGGUUGUAAAAUUGAAAUUGACCCCCCUUAAUUUUUUUGUGACCCCUUUUAAUUUUUUUACAAAAAAAUUGACCCCCCUUAACUUUAUAGUCAGAUCCGCCACUGUGACUGGAAGAGGGCAGAAUAAGGAGUGAUGAGGAGGAUCGUGCUCUCAUUGAAACCCUGCAAGAAGUGGCUGUUGAUAUAAAUUUGAAGAGUGAGAAGGGAUGGAGGGAUGGUUACUUGGUUCGAGUUGAAGACUUGAUGGCUAUGAAAGUGCCUAUGGCGGGUUUAAAAGCUAAUCCCCACAUCGAGUCAAGGUGGAAGUAUCUAAACCGAAAGUAUCACGCGAUAGCCGAUAUGCGAGCUAGUUCUGGAUUUGGUUGGGACGAGAAUUCAAAAAAAAUUCAACGUGACAAAAGCGUGUAUGACGAAUGGUGUAAGAGUCAUAAGGAUGCUAGAGGUAUGUGGGGUGUUUCAUUCCCGCAUUUUCAUGCACUUGCCGAGUUGAUGGGGAAUGAUCGAGCAACGGGUAGUAAUGCUGAAAAUUUUGCGGAAGCAAUAGAGAAUAUGGGGAAUGAAACAAAUGACUCGAUGUUUAGCGCUUCUACAGAAGAAGCAGAUCAAGAUUCUGUUUCCAAACCUGGUAAAAGGAAGCGAUCAAAGGACAACCCUGAAAAAAAUUUGAUUUCCAUGUUUGAUGAUGUAUCUAGCAAAUUAGGCUCAUUUAUGGAGAAUAUCGAUAAGCAUCUUGGCAAGUUAGUUGCGAGCGAGAGUGAUGACAUGGCUGCUAAAGUGAUGGAGGCUUUGAGACAGAUGGAAGGAUUGUCCAGUGGCCAAAUGCUACAAGCUGCUGAAAUACUUAUGGCCGAGCCGCCUAAACUAAAGGUUUUUUACCAUGCCGAUACAGAGUUGAGGAAAGAAUAUAUUUAUCGUCUUUUAUUAGCUAAAAAUAAGUGAUUAAUGUUUCUUGAUUUUAUUUAUUGUUGAUUCUGCAACCUGUUUAUGAGAUAGUAACAUCUAGCAGCAUGAAAUUGUUUGUUUUGCUACUAGCCAGAUUUAUCAGACCUUGUUCUAAAGUGAUGGAACUUUUUUAUUCGGAAAAAAUCUUGGAUGCAUGAAAAUUUUAUUUAAAUUAUUUGUUUUGCUCCUAGCCAAA
Molecule: messenger RNA, 1506 nt
Organism: Daucus carota subsp. sativus
Lineage: Eukaryota; Viridiplantae; Streptophyta; Magnoliopsida; Apiales; Apiaceae
Exons: 3
Coding region: 612-1307 (231 amino acids)
Source: RefSeq, a predicted model, not a curated record